Messenger RNA from Habropoda laboriosa, 948 nucleotides. Its product is annotated as spindle assembly checkpoint component MAD1. Bases 1 to 948 code for a protein of 315 amino acids. NCBI's taxonomy places the organism in Eukaryota, Metazoa, Arthropoda, Insecta, Hymenoptera, Apidae. The transcript is spliced from 6 exons. The record is from RefSeq and is a predicted model, not a curated record.
AUGACAGAAGAUUUAAUAAUUAAGGAAAAGGGAUUUCGUAAGUUAAAUAAAGAACUUGAGCAGAAAGCGCACGAUUUAAUGAAAAAAAUAGAUUGUGUUAUUAACACUUAUAAUAAUGGAUGCUUGACUUGCAAUACGAAAGAAUAUCAUACAAAUUGUAUGAAAGAAAAAGCAGAAUAUUCAAGAAGUAUAACGAUGCACAAUGGAGAUAACUCUCAGGUUUCGGUUAAACGAAAUUCAUCUUUACCACAUGUUUUCAAUCAAACGACGUUAACUUUAAAAUCAGAUGUAGAGUCACAAAAGAGUGAUGAAGAUGAUAUUUUUAAACAAAGAAAUUUGGCGAAUAAAACUGUUGUUAAUUUGUUUAAAGUUAAAGUAGAUAUAUUACAGAAUGAGCUACAUGCAAUGCAAAUGGAAUAUAAAAAGAAGUGUGAUAUUUGCAAGAAUUUGGAGUCUGAAACUAAAAGAACCGAGAUUAAGUUACAGACUGAAAUAGAAUCAUUAAAAGAGACAAUCAUAAAAUUAGAAAAUUCCAAUAAAGAAUUACAGUGUCAAUCACAUGCAUUAAAUAUAGAAAACUCAAGCUUGAGAAAAGACUUGGAUAAACUUCAGAAACAAAUAAAAAUAACAAAUCAGCAAUACAACAAUUGUAUUAUGAGAUUAAAUAGGUCUUUAGAAAGUAAUGAUAAACUUAAGAGUGUAAUUAAAUAUUCUGAAAUAGAAGAAAAGGAAUUAAAGACUCAAAUUAGAAAACUACAAGAAGAUAGAAGAGUGACAGUUAACAAUUUAGGAAAGCAACUUUCAGAAUUAGUCCAAGUAUUUAGAAAACAAAUGUUGAUCAUAGAUAACUUAAAAAAGCAAAAUGCAUGCUUAGUGGCAGUUGGACAACUGAAAUUGACAAAAGAAGAUUUUUCAAGAUUAUUGGAUCAGAAACCUGAAAAUUUAUGA